Molecule: messenger RNA, 2508 nt
Organism: Hemicordylus capensis (graceful crag lizard)
Lineage: Eukaryota; Metazoa; Chordata; Lepidosauria; Squamata; Cordylidae
Gene: UBASH3A
Product: ubiquitin associated and SH3 domain containing A
Exons: 14
Coding region: 111-1898 (595 amino acids)
Biological process (GO): negative regulation of T cell receptor signaling pathway
Cellular component (GO): cytoplasm
Molecular function (GO): protein binding
Source: RefSeq, a predicted model, not a curated record
UUGAAGACACCAUCACACCUUGCUGUUUGAUCAAUACAUUGAAAGGAUGACCUGCACCGAAACCUCCCAAUACAGUUGAAGUGAACUGACAAAAUGGAAGAAAGCACACCAUGAAUGGACAGCAGAAGCUUGGGCUAAAGGCUUUGGCAGCUACUGGACAAAAAACCGUAGAAGAAGCAGCGAUAUGGUUACAUUCUCAUUGCAAUGAUCCUUCUCUGGAAGAUCCAAUCCCUCAGGAAUAUGCCCUCUAUUUGUGUCCAACCGGCCCCUUGAGUGACAAUCUGAUGGAUUUUUGGAGAGAAACCAAAAACCAAUGUGGAAAAAACAAAGCCCAUGAAGUGUUCCCACACAUAACUCUUUCUGAAUUCUUUACGUGUGAAGACCAAAAGGUUGAUGCCUUGUAUGAAGCCUUAAAGAAAGCUGGUGACAGAUUUUCUAAUUGCUUUCCAUCAAUCAUCUCCCUAACGCUACAUUCUUCCAGCACCUAUAUUGGCUUCUUCAUUAGUGACGGCCCUGCAAAUAUAAUAAAAUCAUUUGCGGCUGCUUUUGCCACAGAGGCUGUGAGCUUAGCAGAUUGCUGUGUGAAACCUUCAACCAAGCAGCUCCAUCUUACAUUAGCCAACAAAUUUUAUCCUAACCAUCAAAAGACUUUGGAACAACUGGCCAAAUCAAUCAAUCCUAAGCAAAGCUGCCAGUGGACAGCAGCUCUGUAUUCUAGAGACAUGCGUUUUGUACAUUAUCAGAUUUUGAAAGCACUAUUCCAGUAUAAGCCUCAGAACAUAGAUGAGCUGAUGCUGAAUGCUGGUGAUCUUGUAUAUGUUGAUCGAGCACAACAAACCCAAGUUUGUGAUGGCUGGGUGAUUGGUAUCUCCCAUCGGACAGGGUGCAGGGGAUUUCUUCCUGAGAAUUACACAGAGAAAGCCAACGAAUCAGAUACCUGGGUCAAGCACAGAGAAUAUAUUUUCACUCCAGCUUCAGGACAGCAUCCUAAGAAUCAAACUGAACCAGGCACUAAACUGAAAAUCCCAAAUCCAGUCCCAAGGAGUAUAACCAAAAUGUUUGCUCUUCAGCUUAAUGGGAAAACUGCUAUCCGAAGAAGUCUGUUGGUGCUGCGCCAUGGAGAAAGGAUAGACCAGGUGUUUGGGAAGUCUUGGCUACAGCAGUGUUUUUCUGCAGAUGGACAGUAUCAUCGAGGAGACCUCAAUUUCCCCGCUAGUCUACCAAACCGAAAAGAUAGCAUCAAAAGUUUUGAAUAUGAUCCUCCUUUAUCAUGCUGCGGCAUUUUCCAGUCUAGACUAAUAGGAGAGGCUCUGCUGGAGAAGGCUGUGCGGAUUAGCUGUGUAUAUUCUUCCCCAGCGCUGCGCUGCAUCCAAACUGCUCAGCAUAUGCUAGAAGGGCUUCAGCUGGAACAAAAAGCUAAGGUUUGCAUAGAACCUGGACUCUUUGAAUGGACUAAAUGGGAGACAAACACAACUGUUCCCUCUUUUAUGACUCCAAGGGAACUGACAGUGUCAGAGGUCAACUACAGUGUAGAUACCACAUAUAAAUGUAAUUUCCCUCUUUCUUCCCUGAUGCCAUCCGAAGCCUAUGAAGACUAUGUUAACAGAUGUGCCGCAAGUAUAAAACAGAUUGUUGGCUCCUGUACAGCUGAAGGCACCAUCCUGAUUGUUGGACAUGGCUCAUCUCUGGAUUCAUUAACUCGGCCGUUACUGGGUCUCCCUCCCAGGGAGAGCAGUGACUUUGCUCAGUUUGUUCGAAAGAUACCUUCACUGGGCAUGUGUUUCUGUGAAGAAAUUAAAGAGGAGAAAAAAUGGCAAAUGAUUAACCCACCAAUCAAGACAAUAACCCAUGGAUCAAAUGGUACAUUUAACUGGAAAAACAUCCUUCUGGACAAUUAAGCAAUAUACACUCAAAUCAUGAAUUCCUACCCUACCUUGCAGUUCAAAAGAUUCUGAUGGUUAACCCCAAGCUCUGAAGUCUGUUUCUUAGUCAUUGCCAGCUGACAGAACUCAGGAACAGGCACGUAUAGAGGUGGGGGUGGGACGGGACACUUUGCUCGUUUAAAAAAAUCUUCCAGGACAAGGAAGAAAAUGCAAUUAAAUAAUCAAAACUACACAUUUCACUUUCAGCAUGUAGUUACACUUUUAAUUGCAUUUCUCACCUAAUAAACUGGAAUGCAGUUGCUGUAGACAGGUGCCUAAUUCAUUUUCCUCUUCUCCCCCACUGGCAUCUACCAAGUAACUGCAGAAGUAAUAAGAUAGAAGAAUCCUUAAAUGGCUUGCAGUGCACCUUCAGAAAGAAGAACAAAAUUAUUGUUCUGCUGUUGCAAAAAUGGUGUUGCUGGUAAUAUUAUCUAGCUCACAUUUCAGCAUUUUAUCUGCUGGCAAUUUCCUGAGAUGGCAUUCAUAUGAUAAAACCUCAUGGAAUUAUUUCUGGUUCUGCCCUCAUGUGAAGUGAACCUCGAAUAAGACACUACACACGUGCAUAUUCUCUCUCUUCCACACAUAC